This is a messenger RNA of Monodelphis domestica (gray short-tailed opossum), 1921 nucleotides long. The record is from RefSeq and is a predicted model, not a curated record. NCBI's taxonomy places the organism in Eukaryota, Metazoa, Chordata, Mammalia, Didelphimorphia, Didelphidae.
AGGAAAUGGUGAGAGCACCCAGAUGACCUCAGGGAGUUCAAGGCAUUAGGCUAGGAUGAAUUACAUCCUGAGAUACCAAAAGAGCUUGCAAAUGAGAUUGCUGAACCACCUUUAGUGAUCUUUUAAAAAUCAAAGAGAAAGGGAGAGAGGUUUAGCAGGAAUAAUGAUGGGCAUGCAUUGUCCUGGAUUCCCAAAGGAAGGAAAAGUUGUAGUCUUUAAAGUUGGCUAGUAGGCUUGACUUUGGCUCCUGGCAACAAUCUAGAACACAUUAUUAUUAAAGAGAUUGUUUGCAAACAUUCAGAAAUGGAAGCAGUGAUCAGUGGCAGCAUAGGCUCAUCCAGAAUGAGGUUUGCCAAAGGUUGAGGAAGGUGGGGUUUGAGCUUGAGGUCUGGGGCUGUUGGAAGAUUGGCCAACUGAGGCGGGAGCAGGGCUCCAUGUUUGCCUUUGCCGCUCUGACCCUGGUUCUGCUGGGUGGACCUGGGAUCACUGCCCUGGACAAUGGAUUAGCUCUGACCCCCACUAUGGGCUGGCUGCCCUGGGAGCGCUUCACAUGCAAUGUGAACUGCAUCCAGGACCCAGAGAACUGCAUUAGUGAACAACUCUUUAUGCAGAUGGCUGAUCUCAUGGUAUCAGAAGGCUGGAAGGAUGCGGGCUAUGAGUACGUCUGCAUCGAUGACUGUUGGUUGGCCUCCAAACGAAAUAAAGAUGGUACACUCAAGGCAGACCCCAAACGCUUCCCGAGUGGAAUUCGGCAUUUGGCAAAUUAUGUACACUCCAGGGGGCUGAAGUUGGGCAUUUAUCAAGAUGUAGGAACUCUCACCUGCGCUGGAUACCCAGGAAGCUUUGGCUACUACGAUAUUGAUGCCCAAACCUUUGCCGAUUGGGGAGUGGACCUGCUCAAGUUUGAUGGAUGUUACUAUAAAGACAUAGAAAGUUUGGUAGAGGGCUACAAGCACAUGUCCAUCGCCCUCAACAAAACUGGCAGAAGUAUUCUAUAUUCCUGUGAGUGGCCUCUAUAUACGAGACCCUUCCAGGAGCCCAAUUACACAGAAAUUCGACAGUAUUGCAACCACUGGAGGAACUAUGUCGAUAUCUUGGACUCUUGGAGAAGCGUGAAGAGUAUUCUGGCCUGGACCGCGUCUAAACAGGACAGCCUUGUUCCUGCCGCUGGACCGGGGGGUUGGAACGAUCCCGACAUGCUAGUGAUCGGCAACUUUGGACUCAGCUGGGAUCAACAAGUGACUCAGAUGGCCCUGUGGGCUAUCAUGGCGGCCCCACUCUUCAUGUCCAAUGACCUACGCCACAUCAGCUGCCGAUCCAAGGCUCUGCUCCAGAAUAAAGAUGUCAUUGCAAUCAACCAGGAUCCUUUGGGCAAGCAGGGCUACCUGCUCAGGAAGGACAAGAACUUCGAAGUGUGGGAACGACCCCUGUCGAAUUUAGCCUGGGCCGUGGCUGUGCUAAACCAGAAAGAGAUCGGGGGGCCUCAGAAUUAUGCCUUUUCCACUUCUGCUCUGGGCCAGGGAGUAGGCUGUGCCCCUGCUUGCUUUAUCACCCAGAUCCUCCCUGUUAAAGAAGAGCUGGGACUUUAUACAUGGGUAUCUCUGUUGAAGGUUCAGGUAAACCCCACAGGUACUGUCCUGUUGAAGCUACAGGCUUACCAGCAACACGAAUAUUCCAGCCAUACCACCCGGGCUGACUUUGUUUCCAGUAAUACCACCAAUGACUACCAUGACUACAAUUACAACAAUGCUACCUCUGAUGACAUCAUUUCCAUUAUAACUGUCUUAGAUCCCUUAUAAUUUAUAACAAUUGGUAAACAUUCUAAGCCCGUGCAUUCUGGAUUUCUACCUUUUUGGUAACACAAUUAAGUAUGGACCCCUUCUGCCUGCUGCUGGGAUUAAACUAUUUCUUUAAAAAAAAA